UGCACAGCAUUCUGCUAUACUUUUCUUCCAUCUCCCGCGUUAAACAUGCCUCCCACCGAGCUCAAUGACCUGCGGCGAGGCAGGUACGCGAAGCUCGAUGCCCCCGUUGAAGAUGAUAGCCCUACGCGCCCGUCCUUCGACUCAAACUCCGACACGUCAUCUUUCGAAGACUUGGAAGAGUACGAUCCCCUAAACUACGAUGCCGGAACCCUCAAACGCAAGAAGAGCACCGGUGCUCUGCGCACACGUAAACCCUCGUUCAAGGACACCGAGAUUGGGCGUUCAAAACCGACAUCAUCCAGAGCAUGGGGGAUCAAGCAGGUGUGCUGCUGGCUGCUGCUCUUUGUAGCGGCCACUGUAUUGCUCUUUACCGCAGGCGGCUUAUGGGCAUAUAACAAGACAAUGGUGCGAGAUGGCCUGAGCCCGCCUUGGUACCCGACCCCGAAAGGAGGCACCGAUAAGAGCUGGGAGGAGUCAUACAAGAAAGCCGCCGAUCUGGUCAAACAGAUGACGCUCGUGGAGAAGGUCAACAUCACAACGGGGACGGGUUGGAGCAUGGACAUGUGUGUAGGCAACACCGGUCCCGUCGAGCGUCUCAAAUUCCCAUCCCUGUGCCUUCAGGAUGGUCCUUUGGGUCUGCGUUUCGUUGACAACACUACUGCUUUCCCCGCAGGCAUCACUGUUGGCGCGACGUGGAACAAGGAAUUGAUGUACAAGCGUGGGGAGGCUCACGGGAAGGAAGCCAAGUUGAAGGGUAUACACGUCAUUUUGGGCCCUGCAAUGGGUCCACUUGGAAGAAUGCCAGCUGGCGGCCGCAAUUGGGAAGGAUUUGGGACGGAUCCUGUGUUGCAAGGUAUUGCCGCUGCUCAGACUAUCAAAGGAAUCCAAGACCAAGGCGUGCAAGCGACAGCUAAGCAUUACGUCCUAAACGAGCAGGAACAUUUCAGACAAGCCUGGGAAUGGGGUCUGCCGAAUGCCAUCUCAAGCAAUAUUGAUGACAGGACACUGCGUGAGAUAUAUGCGUGGCCUUUCGCGGACUCAAUCAAAGCUGGUGUUGCAUCCAUCAUGUGCUCUUACAAUCAGGUGAAUGGCUCGUAUGCUUGCCAGAAUAGUAAGCUUCUCAACGGCAUACUAAAGGAUGAGAUGGGUUUCCAGGGUUAUGUUCAGAGUGACUGGCUCGCCCAACGUGCGGGCGUCGCAUCCUCGUUGGCAGGACUUGAUAUGACCAUGCCUGGGGAUGGCCUUAGAUGGGCGAAUGGAAAGAGCUUAUGGGGAUCCGAACUCACCAAAUCUAUUCUCAAUGGCAGCGUUCCUGUGGAUCGUUUGGACGAUAUGGUGACUCGUGUCGUAGCGGCGUGGUAUCAGGUCGGUCAAGACAAAUGGUCACAAGAUGGUCCCAACUUUUCUUCCUGGACAUACGACAAAAUUGGCAAGAUCCACGAAGGGAGCCCCUCGGAUAAGACGACAGGUGUGGUGAACAAGUUCAUCAAAGCACAAGGCGAAGGAGAGGACUUUCAUGGCAAUAUCGCACGCAAAGUCGCUGCCGAAGGCACGGUGCUAGUCAAAAACGAACAAAAUGUCCUUCCACUCGAUCGUAGCGGCUGGAAAGCCCACGAAAAAGAUGGCAAGUCGGGCAAAUUCCGCGUUGGAAUCUUCGGUGAAGAUGCUCGUCUUAGUCGCAAGGGCAUCAACUCCUGCAAGGACCAACAUUGCAAUGAUGGUACGCUGGGAUCGGGUUGGGGUAGCGGCGCAGCAGACUACGAUUAUUUUAUAGAACCUCUGUCUGCUCUGAGGAAGGCGUUCAAUAACGAUUCAGUAUACGUCACGGACUGGCCCGAGAACGAGCUUCCAAAGCAGAAGGAGAUUAUCCAGGACCAAGAUUUGUGCAUCGUCUUCGCCAACUCCGAUGCUGGAGAGGGCUUCGAAAAAUGGGCUGAUGUCGCCGGUGAUCGCAACGACCUCCGCCUGCAAAAGAAUGGCGACAAGCUCAUCAAGGGUGUAUCCAAGGACUGCGGAAAAGGAAAAGGCAAUGUUGUAGUUGUCGUGCACACUGUCGGUCCGGUCAUCCUAGAGGAGUUCGUCGAGCUCCCCAACGUGAAAGCAAUUCUCAUUGCCAAUCUCCCUGGCCAAGAAUCAGGGAAUGCACUUGUGGACAUUCUAUUUGGAGACGUAAAUCCCUCGGGUCAUCUUCCAUAUUCCAUCACCAAGAAGGAAGAGGAUUUUGGUCCAGGAAGCAAGAUCAAGUAUCUCCCUAGCCCCAUGGACGGUCUGAGCCCACAGCAAAACUUCUCCGAGGGCCUCUACAUCGAUUACCGCUAUCUGGACAAGAACGACAUCGCCCCGCGCUACGAAUUCGGUUUCGGUCUUAGCUACACCACCUUCCACCUCUCCUCUCUCCUCAUAUCUUCACUGGGCCCUAAAACCCCGCACCUCGCCCCCCGUCCCUCUGGCAUCGAGCCGCCAAGCUACUCCACCGAUCUCCCGGAACCUUCCUCGGCCCUCUUCCCACCCAACUUCCACAAAAUUGAGAAGUAUAUCUACCCUUACUUGUCUAGCAUCUCGGACGUCCACCGCAAUACCGAAAUCAAGGCCUCGCUCUUGAUCAGCCCGCCGAGCCCAGCAGGUGGCGCACAGGGCGGUAACCCUGACCUCUGGACACCACUGCUCACUGUAUCGGCGUCUGUCACCAACAUCGGCACUGUCGCUGGUGCAGCCGUUGUUCAGCUGUAUGUCGCGUUUCCCAAAAACUACAAAGACCCCGCUACGCAGCAGCCUGUAGACUUCCCGGUCAAGGUGCUUCGCGGGUUCGAGAAGGUGUUUGUCGAUGCGCAGAAGGGAUCUGCUGGCGGCAUCAAGGGCAUCAAAGGAUCCGCCCAUGGCGAGGGCGCGGGCGGGAACAAGGAAAUGGUCGAGUUCCAGCUAACGAGGCGCGAUCUCAGCUAUUGGGAUGUUGUCAGCCAGACUUGGGUCUUGCCUAAUGAAGGAGAGUUUGAGAUUUUUGUAGGGUUUUCGAGUAGGGAUUUGCCGCUCAAGGGGACGUGGUGAGUUGUUCCAAGCGUGGAUUUAGAUCGGGGUUGGUAUGCAUAUUCAAGCGUAGGUCAGGAUUGGGAUAUAGUGUUCUAAGGGACGGUGCUGAUAAUAUUGCUUUUUCGGUUCUCGCUGCUGCGGUGGUGUGUAUAUGGCGUUUUUGGUAUCCUCAAUACUUUUUAUUUUCUAUCUCUUGAUAUCAUACUUCUCCAAUAUAUGCAAUACUUCUAGGCUAUUCUGAUCAUUUGCUACUUAUCUCUUUUCUCUCCCCCAACGUGUGCGAGAACACUGACUCGAAUUGCUGUGUUAUUACUGUAGUUAUUGAGAAUAUCUCAAGUAGUCUGCGCUAUAUGUCACGUCCCGCAUAUACUAGAUGUCUCGAGACUUAUGUCUAUAAGAUAAGCAGGAAGUGCUGGAUUGCAUUUUGAUCUUCGUGGUAUACAUGUUUGAAGAACCGACGGGUAAAUCUUCGUUGUCUUGCUCCCCCAUUGCGAGUUUUCGGAUGGCGAAUACUGUUUUACCGGGUAGUGCUAGAUGCCAUUGAUCGCCAUAGCUUCAAAUCAAUUUUUAACCCAGCGUUUUCGCCAGAUCUUGUUUCGGUCACUAAAACAAAAACACUAGAUUCGAGUACGUUGUCGCAGUCGGCUACCUUUAAUGUCACCCGCU
Periconia digitata is the source of this 3693-nucleotide messenger RNA. Lineage: Eukaryota; Fungi; Ascomycota; Dothideomycetes; Pleosporales; Periconiaceae. The record is from the annotation of a GenBank genome assembly.